This is a messenger RNA of Eutrema salsugineum, 683 nucleotides long. RefSeq lists its product as uncharacterized. The record is from RefSeq and is a predicted model, not a curated record. Lineage: Eukaryota; Viridiplantae; Streptophyta; Magnoliopsida; Brassicales; Brassicaceae. The transcript has a single exon. The coding region runs from base 119 to 463 and encodes 114 amino acids.
CAUUUCACAAAGCAAACUUGGCCUACUUUUACUUAAAUAAACAGCAUCAAGAGAAAAAUUCAAGAACACACCUAACAAAAAAAAGAAAAAAUCAAACUUUUUCACACAGCACACCACAAUGUUUAGAGCCAUGAGCACCAGGAAAAGCCACGGCGGCUACGAAAAGCUCGGCGACGAAGAACCGAGACUGAAGAGGGUCACGAGCGUUCCGGCUAGUGUUUAUGGUAAUUCAAGAAACCCGAUUCAAGAGGUGAAGAAGACGCCGACGGCGAAAGCAACCGGUGGUUCUGUUCAUCCUUUGCUAAGUUUCUUCGACGUUCGUUUUCAGAGGAAGAAGAAGAAGAAGCCGACUAAGAAGAGUUUGGCGACGGCGAAACCGGAGUUUGCGAGGUAUAUGGAAUAUGUGAAGGAAGGAGGUGUGUGGGAUCCGAAUUCUAACGCACCUGUGAUUCAUUACAGAUAGAUUCAAAUGAAGGAAGACGAAUAAAGACUUUGUAUAUUGUUUUUUAUAUAAUCUAUGAGGAACACAAAAAACAACCUGUGAUUCGAUUCAAAAGAUGGAUCAAACUAUGAAUUUGUCAUGUUUUGCGAAUUGAUGUAUUCAAAAUAUGAGUGUUUAGUGCACUUUCAUUGAGUUCUCAAGAAUAAGAUAAAUUCAAGAUCCAUGAGCUUAUAAUGAUUAA